Messenger RNA from Porites lobata, 12604 nucleotides. Lineage: Eukaryota; Metazoa; Cnidaria; Anthozoa; Scleractinia; Poritidae. The record is from the annotation of a GenBank genome assembly.
AUGGAAGAUGUCUGUAGUAGGCACAAAGCUUCCGUGGCAUCCGUUCUUGGUCACCUGUGCACCCACGAUCCCCAACAACAGCCAAGUGAAGCUCGUGACAUAAUUUCUGAGAUUGUUACCUCUGUAACCGUGAAGAAAGGAGUGAAGAGAGGGCUCCAAACGCUUGUCCCUGAUGUUUUGCAGCAAUACAUGCAACAAUUCCGUGUCCCUGACUGGGUGCUUCUUUAUUUCAAACUUGAAGCCAAAGUUCCGGAUGAAGGAUGGCAGACAAUGAUAAAUCUGACGAAACUGGGAAGAACAGGGGUAAGCUAGAGUGAAUUGAUUAUUUUGCUACCAAAUCUAUUCUUUGUAAUUUAUAAGGGGGAUGGGGUGGGGGCUGGAUCAGAUAUAAAAUGUUUGGAAUAGACUUAAUGACUCUGUGUUAUAACCAUUCCCAAAGGAUUCCAGUGAUAAGGUAUUAUUACCGGCAUUUUAAUAAGGGUGGGAUGGAUUUCGCUGAAUAUACUGAAGAUUAGUUAUACCUUAUUCUAUUUUUAGUUAUGAGGUAAUUAUAGUUACAUGUAUAUCUGAGUAAUUUUGCUAAAAGGUGGGCCCGCUUGGCUUUCCCUCAAGCCAGGGAGCAUGGCACCUUUCUAGGCGUCAGCAGGGAGCCCAGGUCCAGACUGUGGCUGGGUGGCUUUCUUGUUUUGUGUCAAAACCAGGGGGGUAGGGAGGGGAGAUUUUGUCACUUUGAUUAUAGUUUCAAGUCAGAAAGCAGUGCAGCCAAAUUAAUGCUGUGACUUAUAAUCAUAACACUACUAACAGAGCUUGGGGGAAGUUAUUGACUAGUCAUAAGCUUCAUGGGUGGGAAGGGUGAUUAGUUGCUCCUUGGACUUGGCUGUCUAGGGACUCAGUACAGGCACCUUGUAAGAAAUUCACACAGAUAUAUAUUUUUAGUUUAAGUUAAUCAUUAUAAUGAUUAUAAUGUUAUUGUUACUUCAAGUCUUUUCGCACAUGUGUACAUACUUACAUCAUUGAUCAUUGCAUACAUAAAUAUAUGUACUUUAUUGAAUAAAGUGUUCCUCCCCCCCCCUCCCCCAUCUAACUGCUCCCCAACAGCGUUUUUUAAAGGAUGAUUCUAAAACAACAAAAACUUCUUGGGUGAGACAAUAAACAAAUUGUAUGUUUUAUUGACAGAAAGGUAAUGAUGGUAACAUUUUGCUCAACAAGAAUCAAAUCAAGGCAGUUCGCAGAAUGAUAUUCACCAUAGUGAAGAAAACCCUCGGUCUUUGCGAAACCCCUAAACCUUUAAAAGGAAGACAGGUUGACCUGAAGAACGUUCUGGCAUGGAUGAUUCGAGAGCAGCGGCUGCAUGGUUUAGACAAUGAUGAGGUGGAUACCAAUCUCAAGCUUGAUGGCAGACCAUUUUGGGGUAAUUAUCAGUAGCCUAAAUUUUCAACACCUCUGUUAAUUUGAUUUCAUUGGAGUAAGGUGGGUCCUUCCUUCACUAUUUUUUGUUUUGGUUUUAUUUUUGGGUAUGUGCAUUUGUAUAAUAUUUGACAAAUUGUAUAAUUAAAUUACCUGAUUAAGGGAACUUCAACAUUAACUUUGUUUCAGGAAAAUCUCAAGUAUUGGCUGGUCUUACGCCAAUUGACACCCCUUUCACAUCAAGCCAAAGCUGCAAAGCAGUCUAUCCUCUCGCAAUAGCCAACUGUACAGAAACAAGGUCUGUAUCUAUAAAAUAUAGCAUUUACAAAGGAAAAAUAUGGCAGUUAAAAAAUAGGUCAUAAUUAAAUUGAUGAUACAUUACCCUGCAGUUUUCUUACAGGAAUAAUAAUAAUAAUAAUAACAAUAACAACAAUAACAAUAAUGCAGAGAUAAAAAUUAUUCCUGCCAUUGCUGUGCUCCUUUUUAUUAGUCAUGGGUAGUUUCAGUAUCUUUAUAGAAUUAAUUUGUGCAAAAGUCUUAUUUUCUUUUACUUAUUUAUUAAGAAAUUCAAUUAAUAAUAUUGUUGUCAGUUACAAUAUUAUGUAUAUCAAUCAGUCUGAGAAGCCCAGAUUCCAUUAUGCACUCAGUGAUAAUAUUAAUAAAUUUUUGUCUUCCUUUUUAUUUUCCCUGACUAAAUAAUAACCCUGACUAUGAAUCAUUUUUAAUAUUAAUUUUAAAAAUCAUUGUUAACAUUUUUAAAAUAAUUAAGAAUGAAUCAAAGUUGGGGGAUUUUUUGUGAUGAACGUCACAAAAAAAAAAAAAAAACAUUGAAAGCAUAGUUGGAUCCAAGUGUUCAGUACCUCUAAACUAUCAUGAUUAUAUAUAACAGUUAAGGAGUUCUGGGAGGAAUAAUUUGUCACCAUUUCCUCAGGAGAAACCUGGAAUUGCUACUGAGAGACCUCACUGCACAAAAAAAGCACAUUGAAAAACAUGGCCUAACAGUUGAUGGCAAGCACUACAAAAUUAAAUUUACGGGUGUGUAUCCUCUUAUUCUAUUUCACCACUAUCUCUGUCACCAGAUUUCCUCAAGAGAGUUGUAAUGGAAUAUUCCUGUUAAUAUCAACAUCCAUAUGUGGUACAAUAGAAACCACACUCUACGGGUUUUCACUAGCUACCAAAAUUAAGGACUCAUGGAGCAACAGUUCUAAUUAUUACUUCAUUUUCAUUUAAUUACCUUUCUAGAAAAUAAAUACUUUAUGAUUGUAAUUCAUGGGUCCUGCUUAAAAUAUGUGUAUUUAAAUAAUAUGGCUUUUAGUACUUAUGUUCAACCUGUUUUACCCUUUUACUACUGUAAAGAUUGUUUUCAUCACAGUUAGUCAACAAAGCUUCAACUGCAUGACUGAUGAUAUUUAAGACUUUUCAUCAUGAUGCUCUUAAGACAGUGUAACUCAUGCAGUUACCUUCAUCUAAUCUGUAAAUGGCUUGUUUUAGUAUCAUAUGAUAAGGGACUGCUCUUUUAACAACAGUUACAGCUGACUACAAAGCUCUUUUGCUCUGCACACAAAGAAAAACUGGUGAGGAAGUCAAGUUGGGCGGGCAUGGAAAAGGAGUAGAAGCCUGCCUUUUUUGUACAGCAAUCCGGGUGAGUUUAGUAGUAAAGAAAUUCAAGAAUAACCAACAGCUGUAUUUGCAAUGGUUUAUUUUUACCUUUUAUGAUUAAUUUGUCUUUAUUUUCCCUUUUUGUCUAAUGGCAUAAAGGGGGUAUGAUGCUUGGGGAUUAUACAAAUAAUUUUAAAUAUAAAUAAUAUUAUUUUCUUAAGUACAAGCUGGGCAUGGUUGAAUAUGGAUAACAAAGGUGUGUUUCACUUUGUUAGGACAGAACUAAAACAAAGUCAGUCGUAAGUAAUAGGCUGAGAAUAAUGAUACAUACCAUAUAACGAUAAUAUAAUAAUACAAUCUGAUUGUUUUUGUCAGGGUUGCAACUGCAAGGGGGUUCCUGCAAAUGAAACGUGUGCUGAGUGCUUUUUAAAGGCCAAGGGGAACAUUGGAAAGUAAGAUAUGACUUGAUAUAAAUAUUAUAAUCAAAUAAACUGUUUUGUAUGGAUUUUGGAUUUUAAUAAAGUAUAUAUAACACUUUUUUCUUUCACAAUAGACUCCAUGCAAAAAUGGGCAUUACUUUGAUAUUCUUCUUUUGGUAUUUAAAUCAGCCUCACUAACCUUGCUUCAGAUAAGAUAUUACUUGGAAUUUUAAACUUGAAAACGAGGUAAGUGAGGCUGAUUUUAAUUAUAUCAACAAUUAUUAUAUAUUAUUUAGCAUACUAAUACAACAGGUAUCAUUAUUUUAUCACCUUGUCAAUGUAGGUGGACGGGUGUGAGAGAUGAUCUGUUAAUCUUCUUCGAUGUUGAAGUUUCUGAUGUUAAUCUCUGUGCCCUCCACUGUGAGCUUAGAAACACAGAGCAACUUCUUGCAUCCCUGGGCCUCACUGCACACAGAUGUGGAUCACUAAAGGAAUGCAACCUCGUGUUGUCCGAAUAUGGGCCAGAAACAAUGGUUAAAGAUCGCAUCGUUGUAAAGCUGAAGGAAGGCCAACAAACAGAUGUAGACAAACACAACAUCAAAGUUAGAUCAUUUUCAGGUACCUGAGUGAUGUAUUUUUUAAGUUUAACAUGUGGCAUAAUGUUAUGAUGCAUCUUUUUCAUUAUCGAUAAUAAUUACUUUUUAUUUUUACAAUUCAAAUCAUUUGUGACAUGGGCUGAGUCCUUAUUCACUUGAAUGUUCUGAUCAUGGUUUUUAACACAGGGCCUGAAUGGCCAAAAUGCAAUACAAAUGUAAAAAAAAAAAAGAAGUGCGCAACAUAUGUGCAUAACACAAAAUGUGCAUAACACAAAAUAUGAAGGAAAGAAUUCGGAAAAGAAUAAAUUGUUGCUGUUGGGUUUUUAGUAAAAAAGGACUUAAAGUACCCAAGGUAUAGGAAAGACAUGUGGCCUACAGUGGGGGGUAGAAUUAUAACAAAGAACCCUGCAUAAUCAGUAAACAGAUGCAAGUGCCAGUGAGUUCCAACAUACUUCCCCAUAUUUUCUUUAAACCAAAUCUUUAUUAUUAGCAGAAACAUCCAUAAGGCAGCCAGUAGCAUUAGAGUCACAAUUGGGUGUCCACUCAUACAGGUUUCAAUAAAGUAUAUACUGUAGAUUUACAGUAAGUUACAUAAUUAUAUACAGACGGCUGUUUAGUCUUCCUUAUUUAUGCUAUAAAUAUUUAACUUCAACAGUAAUGCUAUAACAAGAAUUAAUGUGACUUUACAGACUAAUGGAUUUUUACCUAAUUUUAUUUGCAGGCAACACUGAACAGGCUUUCUUAAACAACUAUGAAGACAUAGUGGAUUCUGCCUUGCCAGUUCAAAAGGUCAUGGAUCUUUUUCCAGACAAGGAAGCUGCUGAGGAUUCUGUUCUUGCUAAAAUAUCUUACUGUGAAGAAAGAACAGAGGUUUGUUUAACUUCAUUCUACUGUGAUAUAUAUUAUCUUAUACACUGAAUAUUGUCAAUGAGGGGCACUUUUCAUGUUCACAUGUAUAUUAUAUAAUCACCACAAUCAGGAAAUAUUAGAGUACAACUAAAUAGUGAAGUAUGACCUUCAUUAAGGCAAUAAUAAUGAAAGUAAGUCAUAGAAUGUUGUCCCAGAUUAGUUACAGCUACAAUACACUGACAAUCAGUCUUUUUAUGUUAACUGUUUCUUGCUAUUAGUAUUACAGAAACCUACUUGAGAGUGGUGAAUUUCAACGGGACAAUGGAGCAGAGGGCUUGGAAACUGUUCCUAUUGCUGGCACAGGUGGGGAAAGACUUCAUAUAUUUACCCUGCAAUUGGCAAAAUAGAAGCACAAUAUUUAGCUGAAUCUGGCAUUACGACCUGUAUACACUUUCAACAUUCCAGUUUAAUUAAAAAAAAUCCAUGUUAGAAAUAAUUUUCCAUUCAAGGCCCAGUUGUCUGCAUUCUGGUUAGCAUUAAACUACAGUAGGUUUCUUUAUCUUUUUAUCAAAAGCACUCUCUCGGGUAAAUUUCUUUAUUUUUUUUAGAGUAUCCAAUCAUCAAUUGUAGGCAAAGAGUAUUAAACUCUAAUAUUCAAAUUUUGCAGUAACCCCGAGUUAUCUUAACCUGGCUUCAAACAACCUGGCCCAAAAGUCAUCAGCUAUCUGGCCUACAGCUGCAUAGCUUAUGAUGAAAGAAAUUUAGUGCUUUGUUAUUUUCAGUCUGCCUCAUUUACCUUUUGGUAAAUUAAUGUUAGUUUUUUUCUAUAGAUCUUGAAGAAUAUUUACACGAAAAAAAGAAAUUCUGGGAACAAUGCUCUAAAGACCUAGAGGACAAGUACACUAACGCUGAACAAGCUGACAACGCACUUGCAUUGCGCCAAUACGCUGCAGAACUGGAAAUUUUAAGAUACAAAGAGGUUUGAAACAGUUCACUAUAAAUUAUAAUCUAUUUAAUUUAGUAGUUCACAUGAAUGUGGCCUAGUAUAUUGGUAACAUCAAUAUAGUAUUAUCGGCCUGCAGCAAUGAUAUGAAGCAAUCUUAAUUUAGUUAUAAAAAUGUUGAUUUUGUUAUUGUGCACUUCAGGUGUUCUCUCAGUGGAAAGAUAUUGCUUCAGUUAUACGCCACAGAGUGUUUAAGGAUGAUGAAGAUUAUGAAAUUGAUAAAUAUGAUAUCCAGGUAACAACUUAUAAAGUCACUAUUGAAUUUAUAGUAAUUUAUAAUUUAUAGUAUUAUGUAACUUGACUUAAAUGCCUGUAAUGUUUAACACCUGAGUGCUUUUAUUUCAUCCCAAACAGUGCAAAGAGUGGGGAUUUCUUUGUCGUGAACUAUUUGGCCUAGGACUUGGUACAGGUGACUAUGGGCAUAUGACCAUUGAACACAGUCCAAUGCUCAUGCGUCGCUUCAAGUCAAUGGCACGAUACUCAAACCAAGGUUUUGAAGCAGCACACAAAGUUCACAGGCAGCUGUAUGCUCAUUGCACAAAUCAUGAUUCAACGGCAUCUGAGUCAUCAAGUGAGUGGAUUUAGAAGUCUAUAAAACAAACUUGGAGCAUGUGGAAUAUGGCCUUAAGUCACUAUAUGGAUUUGAAUAGAGCCGAAUUACUUAACAGGAAGUCUCUCAGACCUUUUCCAAGCACACCUGUAAUAUUGCUACAAUAUCUCUGCGAUUUUAUUACCCGUACAUUUGUUAAAUACUGACUGCUGAGUUAAUGCCAACAAAAGAUUGGUAAAUCAUAGUUCUGUUUGAACAAACUACAUAUUCUAUAUAUAAACCAUUUUAAUUACUAGUAAUAAAUACAGUGUAAAUAACCUUUUCCUGAAUAAAACAGAUCUUUGAAGAGAAACAGCACCAUUCAAAAAUUAUUCUACCUUCAUAACAUUACUACAUACAAUACAAUACAAAUUCUAUAAUAACCUCUAUAUUUCUUUCAAUAUUUUAGUUGAGCAGAUGUUCCUCCAUCGCUAUUCAACAAAGCUGUUGUAUCUCCGACUAUGCUUUCAGCAGGCAAAAAAGUGCUCUGGUUCAUCAGGUGAAUUUACAAAGCCAGAAUAAUGUUCUAAAUUUAAAAACAAAAUACAGAGGUGAUGUAUAUAUAAUACUUUGCAAUACAAUAAUUAACAUGUAAAAUUUUCAUUCUAAUAUUAUUAUAAAAAGCAAACCUGCGAUUUUAUGUACGAUACUCUACUUGCAAAUUAACCUCUUGCAUGUUCACACUAAUAAUCCAUUUUAAUUACCUUUCAAUUAGGAAAGAGCUUCUUCUUUCGUGGUUGUGGCUGGCCCUCUACUAAACCAAAGCCAGAAUGGUCCAUUGAGGAUAAAGCUUGGAUAGCAACAGUUAACAAGCUAAUGGACAACCUAUUUGGCAAAGACUACCUUGGUUAUCACUAUGACAAAAGCAAGGUCUGCUUUGUUAAUGAAGAGGACUUACCCGAUUUCGAGUACAACCAUGAUGAAUGGGAAGAUAGAUACUACCAAACCCUGAAUUGCACUCCACUGUCUCCUCGAUCCCCCUUAGCAAAGAGAGGCAAGAAAGGUGAAGAGUCACAGGCAGAGCAGAAGUUCAAACCUGCAAAAAGAUGCCUUUUCCCUGCUCCCAAAGCAAAUUCUUGUCCACUGCCAUCUGCAGUGAGUGCAAAACAGCAGUCCCAACCAACCCAGCAAAUUCAAAGCCCUGUCAGCAUACCAAAAUCACUAAAACCUGUGCAAGAACCUCUGAAGUUAUGCAUGUCACAAACUGCAACAAGGCAAGAGUUGUCACAGAUUAAACUGCCUCCAGUUACAAAUAUAAUCCGUGAGACAGAAGUUGUGCCUAUUUUUGGUAACUUUCAAGAGGACAAUCCUUACUCACUUAAGAGUCGUCCUUCUGAACACAUAAUGACAAUAGCACACAAGAUCAUUAGCACCUGCUCUGCACAGUUGAUAGACGGAAAUACCAUCCAGUUAGAUGAUGAGGAUGAUCCAAGUGGAGUCAAAAUUGGUACACUGGGAAACUUCGAUACUACUGGCAUUGACAUCCUUUUGAGAUACUGCUCCAUUGCAAAAAUGCAACACAACUUUAGAGAUGAAAUGGCAUGGCUCCAUUUCAACCCUGACAAGUUUAGUCUUGGAGAAACUGAAAUCAAAUACCUCUGCACCUUUUUUGAAAGCAGUCCCCAUGACCCAUUGCGUGUGGUAACUUCCCUUGAUGGAAUUAAUGUUGAUUUCAAAUCAGUCUCUACAUUGGUUGGUGAGCGUUACAUUGACAACUUUGUUAUUGAUUAUUGCUUGAAGAAGUCAUUAAUCAGUAGUCAGAAACAAACAAAGAGUACUAGUUCAAUUCUGUGUUUGCCAGCUGAAGCCUUGUCAUGGUUGGAAAAUCAAGAUUUGGACCCUAUCAAAACUGUCAUUCAAAAGGACCUCCACCAUCCAAAUGAACUUAAACUUAUCCUAAUGCCAGUACACAUGGAAGACAAACAUCACUGGGGCCUUGUCUGUGUUGACCUUGACAUGGUGGCUAUAUGGUAUGAUGAUGGACUCAAAGUUGCCCCACCAGAAAAUCUCUGUAACUCUGUGGGUACUUUGGUCAAGCUUUUGAGAGACAUGUUCCCAUCAGUUGCUGACAGAAUGGCACUUAAUCACUUUUCCACACAGCAGUAUAGGCGAAUAGGCAUGCCUCUGCAGAGACUUGAUGGUAAGACAGCUGGUGGUGGAAGCUGUGGGAUGGGAGUUAUAUUACUAGGUCAAGAUAUCAUCGUUGAAGAGAGAGUGCCUCCUAGUCGAAUCAUGUGGACCUUUGAAGAAUCCAACUACUACAGGAAGAAACUGAUGCUGUAUAUGCUGACAUGAUUCACAAGAGACCAGCAUUAAAACCUCAGGACACACUAAAAUCUUAUAACCACUCUAUUGACUCUUUGUAACCACGUGGGUAGAACAUACCUGAUGGUUACACAGACACUCUAAUAAUCACACCAUUUCCUCUUUGUAACCACGUGGGUAGAACAUACCUGAUGAUUACACAGAGACUCUAAUAAUCACAGCAUUUCCUCUUUGUAACCUCGUGGGUAGAACAUACCUGAUGAUUACACAGAGACUCUAAUAAUCACACCAUUUCCUUCUUGUAACCGCGUGGGUAGAACAUACCUGAUGGUUACACAGACACUCUAAUAAUCACAGCAUUUCCUCUUUGUAACCUCGUGGGUAGAACAUACCUGAUGGUUACACAGAGACUCUAAUAAUCACACCAUUUCCUCUUUGUAACCACGUGGGUAGAACAUACCUGAUGGUUACACAGACACUCUAAUAAUCACACCAUUUCCUCUUUGUAAUCGCGUGGGUAGAACAUACCUGAUGAUUACACAGAGACUCUAAUAAUCACAUCAUUUCCUCUUUGUAACCACGUGGGUAGAACAUACCUGAUGGUUACACAGACACUCUAAUAAUCACAGCAUUUCCUCUUUGUAACCUCGUGGGUAGAACAUACCUGAUGGUUACACAGAGACUCUAAUAAUCACACCAUUUCCUCUUUGUAACCACGUGGGUAGAACAUACCUGAUGGUUACACAGACACUCUAAUAAUCACACCAUUUCCUCUUUGUAAUCGCGUGGGUAGAACAUACCUGAUGAUUACACAGAGACUCUAAUAAUCACAUCAUUUCCUCUUUGUAACCACGUGGGUAGAACAUACCUGAUGGUUACACAGACACUCUAAUAAUCACAGCAUUUCCUCUAUGUAACCUCGUGGGUAGAACGUACCUGAUGGUUACACAGAGACUCUAAUAAUCACACCAUUUCCUCUUUGUAACCACGUGGGUAGAACAUACCAGAUGGUUACACAGACACUCUAAGAAUCACACCAUUUCCUCUUUGUAACCUCGUGGGUAGAACAUACCUGAUGAUGACACAGAGACUCUAAUAAUCACACCAUUUCCUCUUUGUAAUCGCGUGGGUAGAACAUACCUGAUGGUUACACAGAGACUCUAAUAAUCACACCAUUUCCUUCUUGUAACCUCGUGGGUAGAACAUACCUGAUCGUUACACAAAGACUCGAUCUUAUAACCACACCAUUUAACCUCGUGGGUAGAACAUACCUGAUGGUUACACAAAGACCCUAAUAAUCACACCAUUUCCUCUUUGUAACCUCGUGGGUAGAACAUACCUGAUGGUUACUCUAAAGCUAAGAAUAUCAUUAUUUACUUUUGUCUCAUUGUCCCCUAGAUAUGAAACGCAGUGAUUAACAGAGAGCUAUUGGAUUAACCUAUGGUAAGCAAAAAAUGAAAAUAAUGUACAGUACCUUUCAACAUUUGCCUCAGUUUGCAAUUAGUUAAUACUAUUAUUGUCAGCAUUUCCAGUGUUUUGCAAUCCUUCUGAACAUCGGGAUAAAACUGUCUCUAGGAAGCCGGUCUCUCAGAAAAACAGUAGCUGGUCGUUUAUUACUCAAAUCCUCUUAUAUUAACUUUGCUAUGUUUUACCCAUGUUAAAACUGAGCAUAGGUGGCUAAUUUUGCUGCAGUACUUAGCUGGCUUUAAAAGCAUUUUGCUGGCUACUAAUGACAGCCUGGUACUUAUAGAAAAAAAGAACUAUUUCAAACUCACCAUGCAUUCUACAGUUGUACCCAAGAGAAUACCUGCAUGGGAUUGACCAUGUUUGGAUACAAAAGUGAUUAGGCCAAUUAUAUAAUUAUGCAACAACAGAAGUAACAACUUUACUUAAGAAUGAAAAUUCCCCUAGUCAGACAGUAGUACUUAAUCACAAAAUAUAUGCCUUGGUCAAGAAAUAGUAAAUGAAACAUAAGAGAUAAGAAGUGCGAUAGUACAGUGGAUAGUUGUGCCUCAGAGAAAAAUCCGGUCGCAGCUGGAAGCUUGAAAUAAACGACCCAAACUAAAGCAGCCAAGCCGCCGCCGCCCCCGCUCCCGCCCCCCCCCCCGCCCCAUACCAUAUCGUAGUGUCAUUAAUUUGUACUUAAAUCUCUCUUAACGUUGUAGUCCUGUUUUUAAGCUUUCUUCUGUAUCUGUAUCUAUGACUCGCGACACACCAAUGAGCUUUAUGAUUAAGUUAUGUUGCAUUAACAAUUAGGAUGAAGUAGCAUUCAUUUUCUCGCCUUACCUGUUUGUGUUAUUCUCGCCUGGCUGUCGCUUACGUUGAGAAAACAUUAACUGACCCUCUUAAACCAGUAGAUCGAAUCAUGUGCAAUGUAAUUAGUACGUAUCACAGUCAACUACUAGUCGAUAACAGUCGUCUUACUGGUCUCAUCUGUCUCACUCAGGACUCAGCAAAACUUCAAAACUUAGCGCGACUCAUGAGCAGCGGUCUCUCUACUUGUGCCCAGGCUCUGAAGGUUAAUUUUCCACGAGUGUUAACUUUCUUGUUUUGUUUAAAGGUUGCCUCAAGUUUUCCUGCAAGGUGCAAAUUACCAUUUGGCCACUCAGGUUUACGAAGAAUUCCUACCUUUUAUGCGGAAAGACAACAGCAACGAAGGAACUGGAGGUAGAAGGGGGAAGCCUUGCAUUGCACUCCCGCAAGGAAACCCUGUAGUGUCGGACGUAGGAAUUAAAGUUUGACAUUGUACUCUACGGGUAACAAAACCAACGGCUCUUUUAAGAGCCACCAGAUUUAUAAAGCGAUGGCCAACUGAGAUGCGGGUGACCUAAAUAAAAUCUGUCCAACAUAACUAACUCAUACAAAGUUUUCAUGUGCCGGAAUUUAUGAUUAGGUUCAAAAUGGGAGGAUAAGGGUAUUGACGAGAAAAUAAUGGAGACUUGACCCUUAACCGUCAAAAAGGGGAUAUGAAGUGCUUAGCAUUAAAACUUGCGAGAUUCCGCUCGAGAACGUUUGAUAUUGAUCAAUUAGUCAAACAAAGCCCCACACUCAGAACAAUCACAGAGCGACAUCUUACAGUGACCUUUGUUAUGCGAAUUCGUACACAAUAGAAAUUGAGAUGCAGUAAAAAUUCCACUACAAUUCCAAAGUUUAGCACGUAAUUGCCACUUUGAUCGGGUUCAAAACCAAGACUUGAGCUUCAAUGAAUGACUCAAAGAAAGAUAGAAAGCGACGCCGGCGAGAAUCAGCGAAGAACGAAGAUAGUGAGACCAGGAAGAAGCGUAACAGUCACUACAAAAAUUUAAGAAAACUUCAGAAGAAACGCCGAAAGGAAAGAAAGAAAGCUGGCGUUGCUGGAAAUGAAGGAAGGCAGGAGCAGAAGCCGCAAAACGCGAGUAAGCAGAACAGCGCAGAGGGUCAGGAUGCCAGAAAGAGAGAUUUCUCAAGAGGAAAACGACUGGUUUCUGCCGCUCUCAAUCGAAAUGCGGAGGAAAGCCGAACCAACAAACGUUUGAAACCUACAACGCAGACAGCUGGAGUUGCUCAGAACAUUGCUCAGUCAAGAAGCAGUACGCUCAAAGAAAUCAGCCCAUCGAAUUUAAGGCGAGUGAUGGGAUCAAAGCUCAUUGGAAGCGGUACUUUCGGCACGUGCUUCCUCGCAAAAUACCGUGAUAUCGAAGUUGUCGUUAAAGAAUACAAGGGCGCGUCCAGUUCCUCCACGGACAGAGGCUUCGAAAGGCGUAGGAAAGAGGCUACCCACGAGGCUAGAGUUAUACAGCAGCUAGGUGACCAUCCUGGAAUACCUCUUUUUGUUCGGGGUGGUCCUGCAACAACAGCCAGUCAGCAUCGUACUAAAGUUUCAUGGAAGCGGGGAUAA